CACUGCGUAUGGCGCUUCCGGCUGCCUCCUCUUUCAAUUCUUCGCUUACCCUGCAGAAGGUUCUUCUCUGAGCUCCAUCAUGGCGAACGUUGCCGAUACAAAACUAUACGACAUCCUCGGGGUAUCUCCGACUGCCUCAGAGAAUGAGCUGAAAAAGGCCUACCGCAAACUAGCAAAAGAAUACCACCCCGAUAAGAAUCCAAAUGCUGGAGACAAGUUCAAAGAAAUCAGCUUUGCCUAUGAAGUGUUGACUAAUCCAGAAAAGAAGGAGCUGUAUGACCGCUAUGGGGAGCAGGGACUGCGGGAAGGUGGUGGUGGUGGAGCCGGGAUGGACGACAUCUUCUCACACAUCUUCGGCGGGGGCCUCUUUGGGUUCAUGGGUGGACAAGGCCGGAGCCGAAAUGGUGGCAGACGAAGAGGAGAAGACAUGGUUCAUCCACUGAAGGUGUCUCUUGAAGACCUGUACAAUGGAAAGACAACCAAGUUACAACUCAGCAAGAAUGUACUGUGUAGUACCUGUAAUGGCCAGGGUGGGAAAUCUGGCGCUGUUCAGAAGUGCACUGCCUGCAGGGGGCGUGGCAUGCGUAUCAUGAUCAGACAGCUCGCUCCAGGAAUGGUUCAACAGAUGCAGUCCGUCUGCACCGAUUGUAAUGGGGAAGGGGAAGUAAUCAAUGAGAAAGAUCGCUGCAAAAAAUGUGAGGGUAAGAAGGUGGUUAAAGAGGUCAAAAUCCUGGAGGUUCAUGUGGACAAAGGCAUGAAACAUGGUCAGAAGAUCACCUUCGGAGGGGAAGCUGACCAAGCGCCUGGGGUGGAGCCGGGGGACAUCGUCCUCGUCCUGCAGGAGAAGGAGCACGAGACAUACAGAAGAGAUGGCCAUGAUCUGCAUAUGACCCACAAAAUUGGGCUGGUGGAAGCACUCUGUGGGUUCCAGUUCACACUGAAACAUUUAGACGGAAGGCAGAUCAUGGUGAAAUACCCCCCUGGCAAAGUCAUUGAGCCUGGUUCCAUCAGGGUUGUGCGAGGCGAGGGAAUGCCACAGUAUCGUAACCCUUUUGAAAAGGGCGACUUAUUUAUUAAAUUUGAUGUACAGUUCCCCAGCAGCAACUGGAUUAGCCCUGAGAAACUCUCAGAGCUGGAGGACCUGCUGCCUGCCCGGGCGGAGCCGCCCAUCGUGUCGGGAGACGCGGAGGAGGUGGACCUGCAGGACUACAACAUCAGCCAGAGCUCGUCCGGAGGCCACAGGCGCGAGGCCUACAACGACAGCUCGGACGACGAGAGCGGCCACCACGGCCCCGGGGUCCAGUGCGCACACCAGUAGUAACACUUGAAGGAAAAACCAGUUGCACAGGGGACAAGUGGGCGUGACUCGGAUCUUAUCUGGUUUGCAUUUGCCCAGAGAAACGACCCCUAUCUCUUAUUCCACACCCUACCCCUCCCAUCGGCAACCCAGAUCAGAUCAAAUGAAAGGGUCACUACCCACCCGCUCAAUGUGUAACUCAAGGUUUUUCAGUUUUGUUUUUUUUUCUUUUUGUUUGUUUUGUUUGUUUUUUUUCUUUUUGGUCAUAGUAUUUACAGUUAAUUUAAACUAACCAUACAUGCGGAAGUGUUGCCUCAGAACUCAGAACUCUGACAGAGUGAUGUGAGACUGAAGAGAUCCUAACCAGAGAAUGGGACAUGGUCGCCAUCACUUUUUUAGGUUUGUUUGUAUCUGUGCUUCAUUUUUACAAAUUUAUUUACUUUGUAGAUUUUUACUUUUUCCUUGCUAUAUAUUUUAAAAUGGGGGGGUGGAUACUACAACAUUGUGUAUAAAUUGAAAGUGAUUGUCCAUUAAGCUUUAUAUCGGCUGCCAUCACAAAAGCUGCUGUGAAUACUUUAGAAGAAAUAAUUCCAUAGCCUGUAUCUGUCCUCAGUCCAGGUGCAUGUUAGAAAGUAUUGAUUCCUGCACUGAAGAAACAUCACAUUUAAAUGAGUGACGGUGUGGAGAAAAAAAGAACUAUAUUACUUAUGUGAAACGUUUCUGAAGUUAAAUAAAGUGUUCUCUCAAAUCUGAACCAUACAGCAUGUCAUUUUUGUAGUCCGUUGUCCCAGUGAAUUGGAUUGCCUAAGCGGGACUUCUGCAGACUUAUUGGACCUGUGAUCUGAGCCGCACGUACUGGCUAAUUCUCACGCCAGCUUCAAUAUUCUAGUCUCCCCCUCCAAAGCAGGCAGCACCACUUUGUAUAUUAAACAUGACCUUGUUUUCAGGUUUGUGUGCACCUUUAAGUCUACCUGUAUAUAACAAAGGUAGUGUAUAAACAUUGUAUUACCCAGGAAAAAUUAAACUUGUACAUCUGCGGUGUGGAGUGGGAUUCAUUUUGAGAUGAGAUGUCUUUUGACGAUAAUUAUCACAGUGAUUUGUCAUUACUAAUUUGAAUCCUUACUGAAUGUAAAAAGCUUUUUUUGAGAAGUACUGCCUUAGGUUUUGUUUUUGGCUGCUAUCAAGGGUACGUCAUCAUUCCAGAGUAGUGUAAUAAGAAAAAGCUUUUGGGUGUUCAUUAAACUAUUAAUCACCAGUAUAUAGUGAAGUAGCCCUUUGCCAUAAAGCUGUAUUGAAGAAAUGUGUGUUGCCUGAAUUAUACAAAAGCAUAAAAUGUUUUUUCUCCUAGUAGCAUAUAGCUUAGUGUGAGUUCCAUUUCCCUGCCACAUGUUGAUUCAAAUAUAUAGAUAUUCAAAUGCUUUCAUUGUACUGUUGGAGAAUUGUUCAACCUUUUGAGUGUCAUGUGACUUACCCCAAGCCCCCUCCUGUAACAGGCAGACUUAGACAUAUCACAGCUGGAUACAGACUGAUGAAAUUUCAGCAGCUUAAAAGCACAUUGCAAGUGCAAGCUUCUAUAUUUGUCCAAAUUGGAAGCCCGUGCUUGAUAAACGUGACCUUGUAAUUUAUUGAAGUGUUGAUGCACAUGUUUAUUCUUGUUUGAUUGUACAAUAAAUUGUCACAUCCAU
Anguilla anguilla (European eel) is the source of this 2982-nucleotide messenger RNA. RefSeq names its product dnaJ homolog subfamily A member 2. Gene Ontology annotation, biological process: response to heat; protein refolding. The transcript is spliced from 9 exons. The record is from RefSeq and is a predicted model, not a curated record. Lineage: Eukaryota; Metazoa; Chordata; Actinopteri; Anguilliformes; Anguillidae. Gene Ontology annotation, cellular component: cytoplasm; cytosol. The coding region runs from base 80 to 1318 and encodes 412 amino acids. Gene Ontology annotation, molecular function: ATP binding; Hsp70 protein binding.